Molecule: messenger RNA, 1746 nt
Organism: Triticum aestivum (bread wheat)
Lineage: Eukaryota; Viridiplantae; Streptophyta; Magnoliopsida; Poales; Poaceae
Exons: 1
Coding region: 1-729 (242 amino acids)
Source: RefSeq, a predicted model, not a curated record
AUGUGGGCUUCCUGGACACGAGUCCAAAGAUUGCAAGCGGCCUCGGAUCCAGUCACCGGAGGAGGACCUCAGGCGGCUAAUUGCGGCCAAAGUUGCGCGCCGCAAUUCUGCUUUGGCGCUCGGCGGUGGUGGCCCCUUGCUCCUACCGCCCCUCCUGUUGUCUCCAUGGCGCAGGUCACCUGGUCAGCGAUUCACGCGCCCAGGUUGGAGCUCACGCUGGACACCUCGGAGUGGUCGGCUGACCUUUGCUUCAUGCGCCGCUCACAGUCCAUGGAAGAUUUGGAGAGGCGCCUCCGGUUUGCCAUGGUCGCAUACAUCGCCGGUGCCAGUCGCGACAUCUCGCCGGAGUUCGUUCUAGAGGCUCUUCGCGUCAAGGCGGGUAUCACCCAGGAGUGGGUCUCUGGCAUUCGUUACAGACCAGAAGACUUCCUUGUUGUGUUUGGCAGAGAAGAGCAUCGCAGCAGAGUCAGUGCAAUUCCGGUGUUCGAGCACAAUGGCAUUCGCCUCUUCUUCCAGCCUUGGAACAGGCAGGCCCAAGUAGUUCACUCUCUGUUGAGAUUCAAGGUCCUGAUGGAGAUAGAAGGUAUCCCUCCUCAUGCUUGGGAUCAGGAUGUGGUCGAGAGCUUGUCGGGAUCCUCUUGCAUGGUCGAUACGGUGGCGCCGGAGACCUACUCCCGGGCGAACCUAUCAUCCUUCAAGGUCUCGGCAUGGAUGACGGACCCGGAGUGAAUCCCCCCCCCCCCCCCCCCUAUGUUGGCUGGCGAUUCCGGAGCCGCGACUGAUUUCGCCGCUCAUGGAGCCAACGCUGCUGCAGUACAAAGUGUUGAUUCACCUGGAUGAGGUAUGUGACUACACCAACGUCGGUGAGCCGUGGUUUUUGGGGUCCUCGUCGAGCAGUGGGCAGAGUGGCAUCCCAGACGACGGCGAUGGCCCUAGGGGUGGUGGUACGGUCGUUUCAGCACGAAGAGCCUGGCAGUUUGGCGUUCCGGACGUCAGAGGGCAGUCUGCUGGUGACACCGGUGGCGGUGAUCGCUGGAGUAGGCAGCGCGGAGGCUCCAUGGCACUCCCGUCUUGGAAGUUGCCACCCAUGGUCCCUCAUGCUGCCAUUCUGGGCAGCGGCCCCGCUCUGCCAGUUCGUGACUGUAUCUCCGUCAGAGUUUCUGCUUUUGACCGCCUGGAUGGACCCGCCAUUGCCGCCCGUGAGUGUUCGAAUCCGAGGCACUCCUCCCUGUCACCAACUGAUGUUGUGCGCCCAGCGAGGGAUGAUCAGGUUGUUGUGGUGCCCACCCACAAGCCUUCUACAUGUUCACAGGUGGCCACGUGCCUAGCGACUGAGAGCAACCCCACCAUCCCCACUCCGGUGCUGGUGGAAGAGCCGUCUGGCAAUCAACUGCGGGAAGAUGAGGAUGGACUGCCCAACUACUAUACGUCCCCACCUGGGUUGGACCUGCCACGGACAGUUCUUGUCUCCCAUGCGGUCCCGGAGACAACACAUGCGGUUUUGAUGGUCGCUGAUGGCGGCCAGCUUGCAAACCAGGAGACGGGAAGCCCAGUGAGGAUUCUCAAACGCGCGAGUUGCGAAGAUGAAGACAAGGAGGGCCUCGGCCCCUCUGUGGUGGACCCCACCGAACAGGUAGUGAUGAUUCCCACUAGGCAGCCCAUUGAGCCAUUUUUAGAGGGAGUGGAGAGCGUGGAGAACAUGGAUGACCCCAUAGUACCUUCCAGCAAUAAUUUAUUAGCACUGCA